Emericellopsis cladophorae is the source of this 645-nucleotide messenger RNA. RefSeq lists its product as uncharacterized. The transcript has a single exon. Lineage: Eukaryota; Fungi; Ascomycota; Sordariomycetes; Hypocreales; Bionectriaceae. The record is from RefSeq and is a predicted model, not a curated record. Gene Ontology annotation, cellular component: mitochondrion. Gene Ontology annotation, molecular function: carbon-nitrogen ligase activity, with glutamine as amido-N-donor. The coding region runs from base 1 to 645 and encodes 214 amino acids.
AUGGCCUCACGAUUCUCUCUCCAGCUCCUGCGCCGCCCGGCGCAGCACUACACAGCGCGCUGUAGGGUCUCCAUAUCCCCCUCGAUACCAUGCCGCUUCUACGCCACCGCCGACAGCAGCAGCAGCAGCAGCAGCAGCAACGCACCCACCUCGGCGCCCUUUAUGGCCACGCUCAAGACGGAGCUCAAGACGGCGAUGCGCAACAAGGACACGCUCCGCCUCACUGUCCUGCGCGCCAUCAUGUCCCACAACCUCAACGCCUCCAAGACCAAGACCCCGCUCCGCACCGACGCCGACCUCGUCCUCGCCAUUAUGCGCAUGCGUCGCGCCGUCGAGGACGCCCGCGCCGAAGCGAAGCAGGUCGGGCGGGAGGACCUGGCGACCAAGGCGGACGAGGAGGUCAAGAUGUACGAGCAGAUGGAGAAGCUCAGUGGCGUCGAGGUCCUCGGCGCGCCGGAGCUCGAGCCUAUGGUCCGGGCGCAGGUCGACGCGCUCUACGAGCCGGGUGCCAAGGCGAAUGUCCUCGUCGGCAGGGUCAUGGGCAAGGUGAAGGCGGCGACGGCUGGCAAGAUCUUUGAGCCGCAGUUGCUAUCUUCCAUGGUCAAGAAGGCCAUCCAGGAGCGGGAGGAGCAGCAGGAGCAGUAG